This is a messenger RNA of Perognathus longimembris pacificus (Pacific pocket mouse), 2659 nucleotides long. RefSeq names its product asteroid homolog 1 (gene Aste1). The record is from RefSeq and is a predicted model, not a curated record. Bases 435 to 2468 code for a protein of 677 amino acids. NCBI's taxonomy places the organism in Eukaryota, Metazoa, Chordata, Mammalia, Rodentia, Heteromyidae. Gene Ontology annotation, molecular function: nuclease activity. The transcript has 5 exons.
CACCUAGGCGGGGGGGGGAAAAGAGAGGAAGAGGAGGGCCCCGUGUGCCAGGCUCCCCUAAGGAAGGACGACGGCCUGGUCCGCCAUGUAAGUCCUGGAGCGACUGACGGCGACCUUUCCGGACGUCUUGCUUGAAGAUUUCGCCCGUCCACUCCAUUCCCGGAGCGGCGUUGACAAGUCUCGUUCGCCUUCGAUCCGGGCUUCUCCGUGACGUCACCCGGAGGCACUUCCGGGCCUCCGCGCUAGUGGGGACUUAUUUCACGCACCCGGCCUGUCGCUCCGAGCUUAAGCUCGACGCGGGGCGGGCUGGCGGGACUUUUUUCACGCACCUGGCCUCUUGCACCCGGGCGGGACCUGCAGGCGGGCGGCUGGUUGAUGGACGGGGCCCGGUCCUCGGGGAGGACGGAGCAGGACCGAGUUGGACCGCCGUCGUGAUGGGCAUCCGAGGACUCAUGAGUUUUGUGGAAGAUCACAGCAACGAGUUCUUCACCGAUCUGAAGCUUCGGGACACCAAACUCGUCAUCGACGGCUACGCUCUUUUCCACCGACUGUGCUUCAAUUCCAACUUGGAGCUCCGGUAUGGGGGGGAUUAUGACUCUUUCGCAGACGUCGUCCAGAAGUUCUUUGAAUCUCUGUUCGCUUGUAACAUACGCCCGUACGUGGUCUUAGAUGGAGGGUGUGACAUCUCAGAUAAAAAGCUGACAACCCUAAAGGAUCGACUUAGAGAGAAGAUUCAGGCAGCCCAUUCUCUGUCGGUGGGUGGGGGUGGCUACGUGUGCCCAUUACUCAUCCGGGAGGUGUUCAUCCAGGUGUUGAUCAAACUGCAAGUAUGUUUCGUCCAGUGCUUUUCCGAAGCUGAUCGGGACAUCAUGACCCUCGCCAACCAUUGGAAUUGUCCUGUGUUAUCAUCCGACAGUGACUUUUGCAUCUUUGACCUCCAUACUGGGUUCUGCCCGUUAAGUAGUUUUCAGUGGAGAAAUAGGAACGCCCUCAAAGGCACCCAGGACUAUUAUAUUCCUGCCAAGUGCUUCUCCCUGGGGGCCUUCUGCCGUCACUUCCGCAACAUGAACAGAGCUCUCCUGCCUCUCUUUGCCGUGCUGUGUGGAAAUGACUACGUCAGUCCCCCCUUUGUGGAUGCCUUCUUAAGUAAAAUACGUCUCCCUCUCCAGGCCGGUUCCAAGGGGAGGAGACACCACCGAAUUCUGGGGCUUCUGAACUGGCUGUCGCAUUUUGCGGACCCCGCAGAAGCCCUAGAUAACAUCCUGAAAUACCUCCCCCAAAAGGGUCGCGAAAAUGUGAAGGAACUUCUCUGUUGCUCCAUGGAGGAAUACCAGCAGUCCCAGGCGAAGCUGCAGGACUUCUUCCGGGACGGUGUUUACAUCUGUCCUGAUGCCCGGAAUCUAGGCUUACCAGAAUGGGUACAGGUGGCUUUGGCCAAAGGCCAGCUGUCUCCUUUCAUCAGUGAUGCUUUGGUGCUAAGACGGACCAUUCUGCACACCCAGGUAGAGAACAUGAAGCAGCCAAAUGCCCACAGGACAUCUCAGCCCAUCCGGCAAACCAUGUACGGACUCCUGUCAUAUCCCUCGGCCCAUCUGGAAAACCUGUGCCGGAAUGGAGGCCUGCCUCCUCGGCCUGGAGCUGUCAGUGAAGUAGAAAGGAUUCAUAAAAACAUCAAAACAUCAGUUGUUGGACCAGCAAAACUGCCCGAGGACCUCCGUGACUUGGGAAAAUUGGUGGAGCUCCCCUUGCUUCGGCGGCAGAGGCUGCUGUUGGAAACCCUCGGGGUGAACCGGACUCUCCUGGAGCCGAUCCCCGCCGCCCUGCAGCUGCCCGUCGCCGUCAGCUGCUACUGGCUGCAGCACGCGGAGCCCAGGGCAGAGCUCCACCACCUGCAAGCCUUGCUGCUGGCGAUACUGACGGGGCCCCUGGGCGCCAUGGCCCGCAACCCUGGGAAGGAGCAUGCGCAGACAGGCGGGGCCCGGAUGCUGUAUGAAGAGCUGCAGUCGGUGAAGGGGACCCCGGGUGCACUGCAUCUGGACACGGCUCACCUCCUGUGCCAGUGGCAGAGCUGUCUCCAGAUGGGUCUGUACCUGAACCAGCUGCUCGGCAGGCCCCUCCCCGAGCCAGACCUGACUCGACUGUACAGCGGAAGCCUGGUGCACGGGCUGUGCCAACGCCUGCAGGCCUCGGUCUCCGUGGAAGGCCUCCUCGGCCCCUGCCCCGAGGCCGAGCAUCUCUACCAGCAGCUGUUCACUGCCACCAAGUCCUGUGCCCCGGCUGAAUUAUUCUUACCCAAGCGCAAACCAAGCUCCAGAAGGGACAAGCAGAAGAAGAAGGGUACCGGCCGAUCCAAGAACAGAGUGGGCGCCACCCCGCGCGCUCCAUCCUGGCGCGACGGAAGCAAUCGCUUCGCGCUGUUGAUGUGUGAAAGCCCCGAAGCGCACGCGGAGGCCUGUGAGCUGGAAUAGGCCGUGCGUCACACGCCGCGUGUGAACGUGCAUAGGGGGUCUCAGCUGAACACUUGUCUCUUACCUCCCUUGAAACAACAAACUUUGUCCUUUAGGACCUUGUUUUUUAGGGGAUAAAAAUUACAAAAGAUAACCUUUGAAUUUUAAGCAUUUUUUAAAAAAAUUCUGCUUUUAAUAAAUGCAACCUGAUU